GAUACGCAGAAAUUGGUGUUGAAUAUCGAACGGUUUGCGGUGCCCGAGGUGUUAUUCAAUCCAUCGGAUAUUGGAGUGCAGCAGAUGGGGGUGGCUGAGGCGAUAGCCGCAUCGAUCAAUAAAUGCCCGAAAGUUAAUUUUUGGAGACUUGAGAAAGAUUUGGGGGAGUGGAAAAGUUGUAGUUUGGUGUUUGGUGUUUGA
This is a messenger RNA of Anisakis simplex (herring worm), 201 nucleotides long. Lineage: Eukaryota; Metazoa; Nematoda; Chromadorea; Rhabditida; Anisakidae. The record is from the annotation of a GenBank genome assembly.